Molecule: messenger RNA, 804 nt
Organism: Myxocyprinus asiaticus (Chinese sucker)
Lineage: Eukaryota; Metazoa; Chordata; Actinopteri; Cypriniformes; Catostomidae
Product: protein PBDC1-like
Exons: 6
Coding region: 30-551 (173 amino acids)
Cellular component (GO): cytoplasm
Source: RefSeq, a predicted model, not a curated record
UGAAGUUAAUCCGGGUCAGAGGCGUCAGCAUGGACACUGGGGAUGUACUUGCAUCUCUGGGGGUUGAGGGAGCAACGGCUGCUGCGCACGCGCUCUCUCUCCCAGCUGAGGCAUAUGGAAAUGAUCCUCAGUUGGAGGUAAUGUGGGCAAUGAAAGCCUACAAUCAUGCAGAAGUCUACUUUAAUCUCAUUUCCUCGGUUGAUCCAAAAUUUCUAAAACUAACGAAAUCAGAUGAUCAGAUCUAUACUAAAUUCAGGGACGCAUUUCCUGACCAUAAUAUUCAAGUUCUGGAUCCAGAGCUGCUGAAAUCUGCAAAGGCUAAAGAGGAAUGGAGGCCCUUUUGCAACCAGUUUGAUGGUGUUGUAGAUGACUUCAACUAUGGCACAUUGUUACGUAUUGAUAGUCAAAAGGACUACACAGAGGAGAAUACAAUAUUUGCUACCAGAAUCCAGUUUUAUGCCAUUGAGAUUGCGAGAAACAGGGAAGGCUGCAAUGACGCUGUCCACAAUACCAACUCAAAAGCGAAACAACAGAAGAAAGAUCAGAGUUAGUCGUGCCAACAUAUUGAAAGUUGCCUUCUUUGUGUAGUGUCCAGAAACUUACGCAUUUUCUCACUCAUUUUGACAGUGAAAAAAAUAUCCUAACAAAUGUUUAGUAAUAGUGUACUUUGGAACAAUAACUGUUAAAUAUUCUUGUGUAAAUGUGUGUAAAAGUUGUUUUUCUCAUUUGUACUCAAAUGUCAAGAACAUGGUGGGCAGUUCAGUUUUGAUAUGUUUUUGUAAUAAAUAUUCACUUUUCCUUAAA